Messenger RNA from Chiroxiphia lanceolata (lance-tailed manakin), 15909 nucleotides. RefSeq names its product LDL receptor related protein 1B (gene LRP1B). Gene Ontology annotation, molecular function: calcium ion binding; protein binding. Lineage: Eukaryota; Metazoa; Chordata; Aves; Passeriformes; Pipridae. The transcript has 91 exons. The coding region runs from base 90 to 13898 and encodes 4602 amino acids. The record is from RefSeq and is a predicted model, not a curated record.
GCCCGCGGCUCCUCCCGCACAGGCUCCGCCGCUCCGCACCCGCGGCCGACAGGCUCGGCUCCUGCCUCUCCUGCCUUGCUCCCGCCGCGAUGUCCGCGCUGCUCCUGGCGCUGGCGAUGCUCUGGGGAUUACCGCCCGUCGCGGAGGCGCUGACAGCGGCAGCCCGCGGAGGUCCUGAGGAAGCAGAUUUCAAGUGCACCCCGAAUUUUGUCAGCUGCAUUGGUACCAACAAAUGCAUUCACUUGUCCCAGCUCUGCAAUGGUGUCUAUGACUGCUCUGAUGGGUAUGACGAGGGAGUUCAUUGCAGGGAACUGCUCCCCAGAUGCCAACAGAUGAAUUGCCAAUACAAAUGUGCCAUUACCAGGAACGGCACCAGGUGUUACUGUGGGGAGGGAUAUGAAACAAGCAGUGAUGGAAGAAGCUGCACAGAUAUGAAUGAAUGUAACACGUAUGGAAGCUGUAGCCAGACGUGUGUAAAUACUGAAGGAUCAUACACUUGCAGCUGUGUGGAGGGUUAUGUGCUUCAGCCUGAUAACAAGUCCUGCAAGGCCAAAAAUAAGCCUGCUGAUAGACCUCCUCUUCUUCUGGUUGCAAGCUCUGAAACAAUUGAGGUUUUAUAUCUUAAUGGAAGCAAAUUGUCUGCACGAACCCCUGUAAAAGGAUCUGCAGUACUGACAUUGGACUACAGCUACAGAGAGGACACAGUUUGUUGGAUUGAAUCAAGGGAUCUCUCAAGUCAGCUGAAGUGUUCCAAGAUAACCAAAGCUGGGAAGUUAACAGAGGAGUGGAUAAUAAACAUUGCUCAGUACCUUCACAAUGUACAGCAAAUAGCAAUCGACUGGAUCACGGGGAAUUUUUACUUUGUGGAUCACGUCAGUGACAGGAUCUUUGUUUGCAGCCAGAACGGGUCAGUGUGUGUCACCCUCAUCGAGCUGGAUCUCAAUAACCCCAAGGCCAUAGCUGUUGAUCCAUCAGCAGGAAAGCUUUUCUUUACAGACUACGGGAAUGCUGCCAAGGUGGAGAGAUGUGACAUGGAUGGAAUGAACAGGACGUGGAUAGUAGACUCUAAAAUUGAACAGCCUACUGCUCUUGCACUAGACCUCAUCAAUAAAUAUGUGUACUGGGUUGACAUAUAUCUGGAUAGCGUGGAAGUUGUUGACUAUCAAGGGAGAAGGAGGCACACGAUAAUUAAAGGCAGACAAAUUAGGCAUUUGUGUGGUUUGGCAGUAUUUGAAAACUAUUUAUAUACAGUUAAUUCAGAUAACCUCAGCAUUUUACGAAUAAACAGAUACAAUGGCAGUGAUGUUCAGGCUCUUGCUAGACUUGACAAUGCUAAAGAGAUCCGUGUGUACCAGAAAAGAACUCAAACUGCAGUCAAAAGCCACGCAUGUGAAGUGGACCCAUAUGGAAUGCCGGGGGGAUGUUCACACAUCUGUCUGCUCAGCAGCAGCUACAAAGCACGGACUUGUCGCUGCAGGACUGGCUUCAUCCUGGGGAGUGAUGGCAGGUCAUGCAAAAGACCAAAGAAUGAAUUGUUUCUUUUUUAUGGGAAGGGACGCCCAGGAAUAAUCCGGGGAAUGGACCUGAAUACCAAAGUAUCUGAUGAGUACAUGAUUCCUAUAGAGAACUUGGUCAAUCCUCGUGCUCUGGACUUCCACGCCGAAACCAAUUACAUUUACUUUGCUGAUACCACCAGUUUCCUAAUUGGACGACAGAAAAUUGAUGGCACGGAGCGAGAAACGAUCCUCAAAGAUGAUCUUGAUAAUGUAGAAGGCAUAGCAGUGGACUGGAUUGGAAAUAAUCUUUAUUGGACAAAUGAUGGCCACAGGAAAACAAUUGCUGUCGCCAGACUAGAAAAAGCUGCUCAGAGUAGAAAAACUUUGUUGGAGGGAGACAUGUCCCACCCUAGAGGAAUUGUUGUUGAUCCUGUCAAUGGGUGGAUGUAUUGGACAGACUGGGAAGAAGAUGAAAUAGAUGCCAGUGUGGGAAGGAUUGAGAAGGCCUGGAUGGACGGCUACAGUCGGCAGAUUUUUGUAACAUCAAAGAUGUUGUGGCCAAAUGGUUUAACUCUGGACUACCGUGCCAAUGUGUUGUACUGGUGUGAUGCCUAUUAUGAUCACAUUGAAAGGAUAUUUUUGAAUGGAACUGACAGGAAGGUAGUCUACAGUGGAAAAGAUUUGAAUCAUCCUUUUGGGCUAUCACACCAUGGAAAUUAUAUUUACUGGACAGAUUAUAUGAAUGGGUCAAUUUUCCAGUUGGAUCUGCUUACCAGGAAUGUGACAUUGUUGAGAAGUGAAAGACCACCUUUGUUUGGGCUCCAGAUUUAUGAUCCACGUAAACAGCAAGGUGACAAUGCAUGUCGUGUUAAUAAUGGAGGCUGCAGCACUCUGUGUUUGGCCAUUCCUGGAGGCAGAGUUUGUGCCUGUGCUGAUAAUCAGCUUUUGGAGGAAAACAGUACAACCUGCAUGAUUAAAGAUGAAGUGCCACCCCAGUUGUGCAAAGCUGAGCAGUUCCAGUGCAGCAAUAAACGGUGUAUCCAGGAUCGCUGGCGCUGCGACGGGGACGACGACUGUCUGGAUGGCAGUGAUGAACACUCUGAAAUCUGCUUCAAUCAUAGUUGUCCUGAUGAUCAGUUUAAGUGCCAAAAUAAUCGCUGCAUUCCCAAGAGGUGGCUUUGUGAUGGAGCCAAUGAUUGUGGUAAUAAUGAAGAUGAAUCAAAUAAAACUUGUGCAGCAAGAACGUGUCAGGUUGACCAAUUUUCCUGUGGGAACGGACGCUGCAUUCCGACAUCAUGGCUGUGUGACAGGGAGGAUGACUGCGGGGAUGGGACAGAUGAAAUGACAUCCUGUGAAUUCCCAACAUGUGAGCCACUAACUCAGUUUAUAUGCAGAAAUGGAAGAUGCAUUAGCAGCAAAUGGCUCUGUGAUUCAGAUGAUGACUGUGGUGAUGGAAGUGAUGAGCUGGGCUGCAUUCACUCCUGUUCUGCUGACCAGUUCAGGUGUCAUAAUGGUCGAUGUAUCCCGAGUCACUGGGCUUGUGAUGGUGACAAUGACUGUGGAGAUUUCAGUGAUGAAACCAAAGCAAACUGCAGCAAGGAAGAAACUCCCUCUCCUGGAAGGUGCAAUGGGAGGGAAUUUCAGUGCAGUCCUGAUGGGAACUGUGUGCCUGAGUUGUGGCGCUGUGACGGAGAAAAGGACUGUGAAGAUGGGAGUGAUGAAAAGGGCUGUAAUGGAACUAUCCGACUGUGUGAUGAAAAAACAAAGUUCUCCUGCCAGAGUACAGGGAGAUGCAUUAGCAAAGCGUGGCUUUGUGAUGGCGAUAUUGAUUGUGAGGAUCAGUCUGAUGAGGAUAAUUGCGAGGGCUAUAUGUGUGGACCACCAAAAUACCCUUGUGCUAAUGAUACCUCCAUCUGCCUACAGCCUGAGAAGCUCUGCAAUGGGAGAAGAGAUUGUCCUGAUGGAUCUGAUGAAGGCGAUCUUUGUGAUGAAUGUUCACUUAACAAUGGUGGAUGUAGCCAUCAAUGUUCUGUGGUUCCUGGAGGAAGAAUUGUGUGCUCCUGCCCUGCAGGAUUCAGUCUUGGUAUAGACAACAAAACUUGUGAGGUUAUGGAUUACUGUACCAAGCACCUGAAGUGCAGCCAAGUGUGUGAACAGCAUAAAAACACUGUCAAGUGCUCAUGUUAUGAAGGCUGGAAGCUCAGUAAGGAUGGAGAAAAUUGUGUUAGUACUGAUCCAUUUGAAGCUUUCAUAAUUUUUUCCAUUCGACAUGAGAUCAGAAAAAUUGAUCUUCACAAGCGUGACUACAGCCUCUUAGUUCCUGGGCUAAGAAAUACAAUAGCCCUUGACUUCCAUUUCAGUCAGAGUUUACUGUACUGGACAGAUGUGGUAGAGGACAAAAUUUACAGAGGCAAGCUCUCUGACACUGGAGGUGUUAGUGCCAUUGAGGUUGUGGUACAACAUGGCCUGGCCACACCUGAAGGUCUCACUGUAGAUUGGAUUGCAGGAAACAUAUACUGGAUAGACAGCAAUUUGGACCAGAUUGAAGUAGCAAAACUAGAUGGCACUCUGAGAACAACAUUAAUAGCUGGAGCUAUGGAACAUCCAAGGGCUAUUGCUUUGGAUCCCAGAUAUGGGAUUCUGUUUUGGACAGACUGGGAUGCAAAUUUUCCUCGCAUUGAAUCUGCUUCCAUGAGCGGAGCAGAAAGAAAAAUCAUAUAUAAAGAUAUGGAUACUGGAGCCUGGCCUAAUGGCCUUACUGUAGAUCACUUUGAAAAAAGAAUAGUGUGGACAGAUGCCAGGUCGGAUGCCAUUUAUUCUGCACUGUAUGAUGGAACUGGCAUGAUAGAGAUCAUACGGGGUCACGAAUAUCUUUCUCACCCUUUUGCUGUUUCUUUGUAUGGGAGUGAAGUUUAUUGGACAGAUUGGAGAACCAAUACACUGGCAAAAGCCAAUAAGUGGACUGGCCAGAAUGUCAGUGUAAUACAAAAAACAAGUGCUCAACCAUUUGAUCUUCAGAUCUACCAUCCAAGUCGUCAACCACAAGCUUCCAAUCCAUGUGCUGCUAAUGAGGGCAGAGGUCCAUGUUCUCACAUGUGUUUGAUCAAUCACAACAGAAGUGCUGCCUGUGCCUGUCCACACCUGAUGAAACUGUCUUUAGACAAGAAAACAUGUUACGAAAGAAAGAAAUUUCUUCUCUAUGCAAGACGUUCAGAAAUAAGAGGGGUGGACAUAGAAAACCCAUAUUUCAACUUCAUCACAGCCUUCACUGUUCCUGACAUUGAUGAUGUGACAGUCAUAGAUUUCGAUGCUGUUGAGGAACGCUUAUACUGGACUGAUGUGAAAACACAGACCAUCAAACGUGCCUUCAUCAAUGGGACUGGCUUAGAAACCAUUAUUUCAAGAGAUAUUCAGAGUAUCAGAGGUCUUGCAGUGGAUUGGAUAUCACGUAAUUUAUAUUGGAUUAGCUCGGAAUUUGAUGAAACACAAAUUAACGUGGCACAUUUAGAUGGUUCCUUGAAAACCUCAAUCAUCCAUGGAAUCGAUAAACCUCAGUGUCUUGCAGUUCACCCAGUGAAAGGUAAACUCUACUGGACCGACGGUAACACAAUUAACAUGGCAAACAUGGAUGGCAGCAACAGCAAAAUACUCUUCCAGAAUCAAAAAGAUCCUGUUGGUCUGUCAAUAGAUUAUGGGGAGAACAAGCUUUACUGGAUCAGUUCAGGAAAUGGAACCAUAAAUAGAUGCAAUUUGGAUGGUGGUAAUCUUGAAAUAAUAGAAUCAAUGAAAGAAGACUUAACAAAAGCCACAGCUUUAACCAUUAUGGAUAAAAAGCUUUGGUGGGCAGACCAGAACUUAGCUCAGAUCGGAACCUGCAAUAAAAAGGAUGGAAGAAACCCAACUGUCCUGAGAAACAAAACUUCAGGUGUUGUACAUAUGAAAGUGUAUGAUAAAGCAGCACAACAAGGCAGUAAUUCCUGUCAGUUAAACAACGGUGGAUGUUCCCAGCUUUGCCUACCAACAUCAGAAACCACCAGGACUUGUGUGUGUACAGUGGGCUACAACCUUCAAAAAAACCGCAUGGCUUGCAAAGGUAUCGAAUCAUUUCUCAUGUAUUCUGUUCAUGAAGGAAUAAGAGGAAUUCCUCUUGAUCCAAAUGAUAAAAUGGAUGCUUUAAUGCCUAUAUCUGGGACUUCAUUUGCUGUGGGCAUAGACUUCCAUGCAGGAAAUGAUACAAUCUAUUGGACAGACAUGGGUUUCAACAAAAUUAGCAGAUCUAAGCGAGACCAAACAUGGAAAGAAGACAUUAUUACAAAUGGUUUGGGAAGAGUUGAAGGCAUUGCAGUGGACUGGAUAGCAGGUAACAUAUAUUGGACGGAUCAUGGCUUCAACUUAAUUGAAGUUGCCAGGCUCAACGGCUCGUUCCGAUAUGUGAUUAUAUCCCAGGGCUUGGACCAGCCAAGAUCCAUCGCAGUACACCCAGAAAAAGGGUAUUUGUUUUGGACAGAGUGGGGACAGACUCCUUGCAUAGGCAGGGCACGCUUAGAUGGGUCUGAGAAGGUUGUCCUUGUGAGCCUGGGGAUUGCGUGGCCUAAUGGGAUUUCCAUCGACUACGAGGAAAAUAAAUUAUAUUGGUGUGAUGCUCGUACCGACAAGAUAGAAAGAAUUGACCUUGAGAGUGGAGGGAAUCGGGAGAUUGUGCUGUCAGGGAGCAAUGUGGAUAUGUUUUCAGUUGCGGUGUUUGGAGCUUACAUCUACUGGUCUGACAGAGCACAUGCAAAUGGCUCUAUUAGAAGAGGCCACAAGAAUGAGGCCACGGAUGCUGUGACCAUGAGGACUGGCCUUGGAAUAAACCUGAAGGAAGUGAAAGUCUUUAAUAGAGCACGAGAGAAAGAUUUUAUUUUUUUUUCUUUUACAGGCACCAAUGUGUGUGCCAAGAAUAACGGUGGGUGUCAUCAGCUUUGCCUUUAUCGUGGAAACGCACGGAGAACAUGUGCUUGUGCACAUGGAUAUCUUGCAGAAGAUGGAAUUAGUUGCCUGAGACAUGAAGGCUACCUGUUGUACUCAGGAAGGACCAUAUUAAAAAGCAUUCACCUUUCUGAUGAGACCAACUUGAAUUCACCAAUAAGGCCAUAUGAAAAUCCAGAGUACUUCAAAAACGUCAUAGCUCUGGCUUUUGACUACAGCCUGAAGGGAAGGGGCACAAACCGCAUAUUCUUCAGUGAUGCACACUAUGGAAAUAUUCAAGUGAUUAAAGACAACUGGGCUGGCAGAAAAGUGCUAAUUGAAAAUGUUGGGUCAGUGGAGGGACUUGCUUAUCACAGAGCUUGGGACACCCUGUAUUGGACCAGUUCCACCACAUCCUCCAUCACGAGACACACCGUUGACCAGAGGCGUCGAGGGGCUUUCAACCGGGAAGCCGUAAUAACCAUGUCAGAGGAUGAUCAUCCACACGUGCUGGCUCUGGAUGAAUGCCAAAACUUAAUGUUUUGGACUAACUGGAAUGAGCAGCUCCCAAGCAUCAUGAGAUCUACCCUCUCAGGCAAAAAUGCACAGGUUAUCAUUAGUACAGAUAUUCUGACACCAAAUGGACUGACCAUUGAUCACAGGGCGGAGAAACUUUACUUUUCAGAUGGCAGCUUGGGAAAAAUUGAGAGGUGUGAAUAUGAUGGAUCACAAAGAUAUGUAAUUGUGAAGUCUGGACCAGGCACGUUUCUCAGCCUGGCUGUGUAUGAUGAAUACAUCUUCUGGUCAGAUGGGGUGAGGAGAGCUAUCCUGCGUUCCAGUAAAUACACAGGAGGAGACACAAAAGUUCUUCGUUCUGAUAUCCCACAUCAGCCAAUGGGUAUUAUUGCUGUUGCCAAUGACACCAACAGUUGUGAGUUAUCUCCUUGUGCACAAAUGAAUGGAGGUUGUCAUGAUUUGUGCCUUCUGACACCUGACGGGCGAGUGAACUGCUCGUGUAGAGGGGACAGAAUUCUGAUAGAUGAUAACAGAUGUGUGACUAAAAAUUCUACUUGCAACAUCUAUUCAGAGUUUGAAUGUGGAAAUGGUGAAUGCAUUGAUUAUCAGCUGACUUGUGAUGGCAUUGCUCAGUGUAAGGACAAGUCCGAUGAGAAACUUUUCUACUGUGAAAAUAGAGGCUGUCGGAAGGGUUUCAAACCAUGUUCUAAUCGUCGCUGCAUUUCAAGUAAUAAAGUGUGUGAUGGUGUAAAUGACUGUGGUGACAACUCUGAUGAAUUUGACUGUAAAGAUUCAACGUGUGCUUCGACAGAAUUCCGUUGUGCAGAUGGGACUUGCAUUGGAAAAUCAGCGCAGUGCAACCAGAUCAUUGAUUGUGCAGAUGCUUCAGAUGAAAAGAACUGCAAUAAUACAAACUGUGCUUACUUCUAUAAACUUGGAAUAAAAUCUUCAGGAUUUAUUAGCUGUAAUUCAACUUCCCUUUGUAUACUGCCAGAGUGGAUAUGUGAUGGAUCUAAUGACUGUGGAGAUUAUACAGAUGAACUAAAAUGCCCAGUUCAAAACAAACCCACAUGUGAAGAAAAUUAUUUUGGUUGUCCUAGUGGAAGAUGUAUUCUGACCACCUGGCUUUGUGAUGGGCAGAAAGACUGUGAGGACGGAGUAGAUGAAUUGCACUGUGAUUCGUCCUGCUCAUGGAAUCAAUUUGCUUGCUCUGCAAACAAAUGCAUCUCUAAGCAGUGGAUUUGUGAUGGUGAGGAUGACUGUGGAGAUGGUUUAGAUGAGAGUGAUGCUAUUUGUGGCUCAGUGACCUGUGCAGCAGACACCUUCAGCUGCUUGGGCUCCCAUGCCUGUGUUCCUCGGCACUGGCUUUGUGAUGGUGAGAGAGACUGUCCCAAUGGAAGUGAUGAGCUGUCCACAGCAGGCUGUGCUCCUAAUAACACUUGUGACGAGAAUGCUUUCAUGUGCCAUAACAAAGUCUGCAUUCCCAAACAGUUUGUUUGUGACCAUGAUGAUGACUGUGGAGAUGGAUCAGAUGAAUCUCUGGAAUGUGGAUAUCGUCACUGUCGUCCUGGAGAGUUCACCUGUGCUGAUGGAAGAUGCCUGUUAAAUUCCCAGUGGCAAUGUGAUGGGGAUUUUGACUGCCCAGACCAUUCUGAUGAAGCACCUCUCAACAUCAAAUGCAAAAGUUCAGAGCAGUCAUGUAACAGCUCUUUUUUUAUGUGCAAAAAUGGCAAGUGCAUUCCUCAAAGUGAUGUUUGUGAUAACAAAGAGGAUUGUAGUGAUGGGUCUGAUGAGAAAAGCUGCCACACUAAUGAAUGCCUCAGUAAGAAAGUUAGUGGCUGUUCACAGGAUUGUCAGGAUCUUCCUGUUGGAUACAAGUGCAAAUGCUGGCCUGGAUUCCUCCUGAAGGAUGAUGGCAAAACAUGUGUAGAUAUUGAUGAGUGUUCAUCUGGAUUUCCCUGUAGCCAGCAAUGCAUCAAUACAUAUGGAACCUACAAAUGCUUGUGUGCAGAAGGGUAUGAAAUACAACCUGAUAACCUCAAUGGCUGCAAAUCCCUUUCAGAUGAGGAACCUUUCUUAAUUCUGGCUGAUCAUCAUGAAAUAAGAAAAAUUAGCACUGAUGGAUCCAACUACACUUUGUUGAAACAGGGGCUGAACAAUGUGAUUGCAGUAGACUUUGACUAUAGAGAAGAGUUCAUCUAUUGGAUUGAUUCCAGCAGACCAAAUGGCAGUCGCAUAAACAGAAUGUCUUUAGAUGGAAGUGACAUCAAGGUAAUCCACAAUACAGCUGUUCCCAAUGCACUGGCUGUCGAUUGGAUUGGGAAGAAUCUCUAUUGGUCUGACACUGAAAAGAGAAUUAUUGAGGUGUCUAAACUCAAUGGUUUAUACCCAACUGUCCUUGUGAGCAAGAGGGUGAAGUUUCCCAGAGAUCUCUCCUUAGAUCCUCAAGCUGGAUACUUAUACUGGAUUGAUUGCUGUGAGUACCCUCACAUUGGCCGUGUUGGGAUGGAUGGAUCCAGACAAACCGUUAUCAUAGAGACACAGAUAUCCAGACCUAUGGCUCUUACAAUAGACUAUGUCAACCACAGGCUGUAUUGGGCUGAUGAAAAUCACAUUGAGUUUUCUGACAUGGAUGGAUCUCACAGGCAUAAAGUCCCUAAUCAGGACAUUCCAGGGGUGAUUGCACUAACGUUGUUUGAAGACUACAUCUACUGGACAGACGGGAAAACCAAAUCGCUCAGCCGUGCCCACAAAACCUCUGGAUCAGACAGACUGUCACUGAUUAACUCAUGGCACACCAUAACAGACAUCCAGGUGUAUCAUUCUUACAGGCAACCUGAUGUGUCUAAACACGUGUGUACACUAAACAAUGGUGGUUGCAGUCACUUGUGCCUUCUGGCCCCUGACAAGAUGUACACGUGUGCCUGUCCCACCAACUUCUACCUGGCUGCUGAUAACAAGACGUGUCUGUCGAACUGCACGGCCAGUCAGUUCCGUUGCAAAACUGACAAGUGUAUCCCGUUCUGGUGGAAGUGUGACACUGUGGAUGACUGUGGGGAUGGCUCUGAUGAGCCUCCAGAAUGCCCUGAAUUCAGAUGUCAACCAGGACGUUUUCAGUGUGGAACUGGACUUUGUGCUCUUCCAGCCUUUAUCUGUGAUGGAGAGAAUGAUUGUGGGGACAAUUCUGAUGAACUGAACUGUGACACACAUGUGUGUCUGUCAGGUCAGUUCAAGUGCACAAAAACUCAGAAGUGCAUUCCAAUAAACCUGAGAUGCAAUGGACAGGAUGACUGUGGUGAUGAAGAAGAUGAAAGAGACUGUCCUGAAAACAGUUGUUCUCCAGACCAUUUCCAGUGUAAAACAACAAAGCACUGCAUUUCCAAACUGUGGGUAUGUGAUGAAGACCCAGAUUGUGCUGAUGGAUCAGAUGAAGCCAACUGUGAUAAAAAAACUUGUGGACCUCAUGAGUUCCAGUGCAAAAACAACAACUGCAUUCCAGACCAUUGGAGAUGUGACAGCCAGAAUGAUUGUGGAGAUAAUUCUGAUGAAGAAAACUGUAAGCCUCAAACAUGCACUUUGAAAGACUUUCUGUGUGCGAAUGGAGACUGUGUUUCAGCGAGAUUCUGGUGUGAUGGAGACUAUGACUGUGCAGAUGGCUCAGAUGAGAGGUAUUGUGAAACAGGCUGUUCAAGGGAUCAGUUCCAGUGCUCCAAUGGUCAGUGCAUAUCAGCGAAGUGGAAAUGUGAUGGUCACGAAGACUGCAAACUUGGGGAUGACGAGAAAAAUUGUGUACCAGCAUCUCCAACCUGCUCUUCAAGUGAGUAUGUGUGUGCAAGUGGAGGCUGCGUUUCAGCAUCUUUGAAGUGCAAUGGAGAGUACGACUGUGCUGAUGAAUCUGAUGAGAUGGAUUGUGUAACAGAAUGUAAAGAAGAUCAGUUUCGAUGUAAAAAUAAGGCCUACUGUAUCCCUGUCAGAUGGCUUUGUGAUGGGAUCCAUGACUGUGUGGAUGGCAGUGAUGAAGAAAACUGUGACCAAGGGGGAAAUAUAUGUAGAGCUGAUGAGUUUUUGUGCAAUAAUUCCCUCUGCAAACUACAUUUUUGGGUUUGUGAUGGUGAGGAUGACUGUGGAGAUAACUCUGAUGAAGUUGCUGAAAUGUGUGUAAAGUUUCCAUGCCCUCCAACAAGACCGUUCAGAUGUAGAAACAACAGGGUUUGUCUGCGACCUGAGCAGAUUUGCAAUGAGGUCGAUGACUGUGGUGAUAACUCGGAUGAAGAUCACUGUGAUAAAAUCACAUACAAACCAAGACCAUGUAAAAAAGAUGAGUUUGCUUGUAAUGAUAAGAAAUGUAUUCCGAUGGAGCUGCAGUGCGACUGGUUUGAUGACUGUGGAGAUGGUUCAGAUGAGCAAGACUGCAAAAUAAGUGUUGCUGAAUAUACAUGUGAAGAUAAUGUGAAUCCUUGUGGAGAUGAUGCAUACUGUAAUCAGACAAAAACAUCCCUUUUGUGUCAGUGUAAACCUGGCUUUCAGAGAAACAGGAGGAAUAGACAAUGUGAAGAUAUCAAUGAGUGUAUGGUAUUUGGUGCCUGCUCCCAACACUGCAAUAAUAUUAAGGGGUCAUACAGAUGUGCAUGUGAGAAAAAUUAUAAGGAGAGGAAUAACAGUUGCAUAGCAAAAGGCUCUGAAGAUCAAGUUCUCUAUGUUGCUAAUGACACUGACAUCCUGGGUUUUGCAUAUCCAUUCAACUACAGUGAUGCUCAUCAGCAAAUAUCACAUAUUGAACAUAAUUCAAGGAUAACUGGAAUGGAUGCAUAUUUUCGAGGGGAUAUGAUUGUUUGGAGUACUCAGUUUAAUCCAGGAGGGAUUUUCUACAGAAAACUUCACGACAGGGAGAGAAGGCAAAGUAACAGUGGCUUGAUAUGCCCAGAAUUCAAAAGGCCCAGGGGCAUUGCUGUUGACUGGGUGACUGGAAAUAUUUACUGGACUGAUCACUCCCGGAUGCAUUGGUUCAGCUACUACACCACUCACUGGACCAGCCUGAGAUACUCCAUCAAUGUGGGUCAACUGAACGGGCCCAACUGCACCAGGCUCCUCACCAGCAUGGCAGGAGAACCAUAUGCAAUUGCUGUAAAUCCUAAAAGGGGGAUGAUGUACUGGACAGUUAUUGGGGAUCGCUCUCACAUAGAGGAAUCAUCUAUGGAUGGCACUCUGAGAAGGAUAUUGGUUCAAAAGAACUUACAAAGACCUACAGGCCUCGUAGUUGAUCAGUUCAGUCAGCGCCUGUUCUGGGCUGAUUUUGAAUUAUCUGUUAUUGGGAGUGUCCUUUUUGAUGGUUCUGACUCAGUUGUGUCUGUGAGCACUAAACAAGGUUUGCUGCAUCCACAUAGAAUUGACAUUUUUGAGGAUUACAUAUAUGGAGCAGGUCCUAAAAAUGGUGCAUUUAGAGUACACAAAUUUGGCAGGAGCCUUGUGGAAUAUCUAAGUGUGGAUGUUGAUAAAGCAAAAAGUGCCUUGAUUUUUCACCGCUACAAACAGAUGGACUUGCCUAAUCCAUGCUUGGACCUGACUUGUGAAUUCAUUUGUUUACUCAACCCUUCUGGUGCAACAUGUGCUUGUCCAGAAGGAAAAUCAUUGAUGAAUGGAACAUGCAUUGAUCAAAGCCUCUUAGAUGGCACCUGUAAAUUAACCUGUGAGAAUGGAGGAAAGUGCAUUAUAAACGAGAAGGGGGAUCCCCGAUGUCACUGCUGGCCAAGUUACUCUGGUGAAAGGUGUGAAACAAACCAUUGCUACAACUACUGCCAGAAUGGAGGAACCUGUGGAGCCUCUCUCCUUGGUCGGCCGACCUGCAACUGCGCGCUGGGUUUUACGGGGCCAAACUGCAACCAGACGGUCUGUGAGCGCUUCUGCCAAAACGGGGGGACCUGCAGUGUCACCACUGGGAACCAGCCCUUCUGCACCUGCUUGCCUGAGUAUACAGGAGACAGGUGCCAGUAUUAUGUUUGCCAUCAUUACUGUGUGAAUUCUGAAUCCUGUACUAUUUCUGAUGAUGGAAGUGUAGAAUGUGUCUGUCCAGUACGGUUUGAAGGUCCAAAAUGUGAAGUGGACAAGUGCAUCAGGUGCCACGGGGGACACUGCAUAAUAAACAAGGGCAGCAGUGACAUAGUAUGCAAUUGCACUAAUGGAAAGAUUGCCUCUACCUGCCAACUGUGUGAUGGCUACUGUUACAAUGGUGGUACAUGUCAGCUGGACCCAGAGACAAACAUUCCUGUCUGUCUAUGCUCUGUGGGGUUUAAAAGUCAGCGCUGUGACCAGAAAGUGAACCCUUGUGAUUACUACUGUCAGAAUGAGGGAAUUUGCACUUUAACCACGUUUAAUGAACCGAGAUGCAAAUGUUCAGCCAACUGGUCAGGCACACAGUGUGAGAGGCCAGCUCCCAAAAGCAGCAAGUCUGACAAUAUCAGUACAAGAAGCAUAGCAAUCAUUGUUCCUCUUGUUUUACUGGUGACUUUGAUCACUACUCUGGUAAUUGGACUAUUUCUUUGCAAAAGAAAACGAAGGACAAAAACUAUCAGAAGACAACCCAUGAUAAAUGGAGGAAUCAAUGUAGAAAUCGGCAAUCCAUCCUAUAAUAUGUAUGAGGUGGGCCAUGACCACAGUGAAGGUGGUCUUUUAGCUUCAGAUUUUACUGUAAAUGCAGAAAAGGCCAGAUACAUAGGGGGAGGGCCCACUGCAUUCAAGCUUCCCCACACAGCUCCAUCAAUCUACCUAAACUCUGACUUGAAAGGACCACUAUCAACAGGGCCAACAAAUUACGCCAAUCCAGUAUAUGCAAAGUUAUACGUGGAUGGACAAAACUGUCGAAACUCCUUAGCAAGUGUUGAUGAAAGAAGAGAACUUCUUCCAAAGAAAAUAGAUAUUGGGAUAAGGGAGACUGUGGCAUAAUCUGCUGUUACCUUUUAUACUCUGUAUAAAUGUAUAAAAUAUAAGGAUUACUUUUCUAUGUACCAACAGUAUUAUAAUUGUUUUGGCAUCAGCAUUACCUCUGUUUUUUGUUUGGUUGAUUGUUUUCUGGGUUUUUCUUUUGCUGAUGACUUUUGACUGACCAUUUGUAAGGUAUUUUUAUGAAAAAGAAACUGCACUACGGUACAAUUUACAACAAUGCUGCUGAAAUAACACACCUUUAAAUUUGUUAAAAUGGCAAAAAAAGUAUUCGUUUGUAGCGUGAAAAUGAGCAAUCUAUUUUCUAUGAACUUUUUUGGUUCUACUUAAUCAAUGAAGAUGGUAUCUGCACUUUUUCAUUAUGUAGUCUGGAAGCUGUAGUACAGUGUGUAACUUUGUUUAUUUUAAAUGGUGAAAGAAUGAUUGAAUGGUCUACUCUCUUCUUUGUGCCCAUUAGAAUUUCUCUUCAGAUCCUGAUGAAGCUAGAUAACUUUUCACAAACAUACAUAACUUGCUUUUAAAUUAGCUUUAGGUUGCCAAGAAGUAAACAAGACUAUAGAAAUGAGACAUCUAAUGAUCUGCAUGAACACAAUGAUUAUGUUUCAGAAAUUCAGUGACUGUACAUGAUAUACUAAACAUAUAUACCAUGUAAACAAGCUUUGUAUUUAUUAAAACCUUAUAGAACAUAGUAAAGAUAUAUCUUGGAAGCUGAAACCUUACUUGCUGUGGGACAAAGCAUCUGAACUCCAACAGUCCUGUAGGACAGUAGCCACCCUAGAGCACAAGAGGGCAUUGCCUACACAUGUGUUAUGUUUUUUCACUUAAUCACACGCAUUACUUACGGAUUAAUAAUUCCCCAACACGUACCGAGCAGUAGGGAAAAAGCCAAACCCCAAACCUUAAGCACACUCAGAUGAUCACAGCAUUUGGUUUUGACAAUCGCAAAAAAAAGCCCCUCACGCCUGUUUAUGAUAUUAAAGAAUUCAAAACACAGCAGUUUCUUUAAAUUAAGAUAAACUCUGGUAUUGUGGAGGUAAAACGAACCAAACUGCAUAUUAGUGAAACCUUACCAAAGCCCAAGUUUCAGUAGCCUGGGUUAAAUGUCAAAAUCCAAUUAUCAAAAGUGAAAAGCAUCAGUAUCAGUUUCCAGCACUUCUCUGACCUGGUCUGCUUUCUGUUGUUGCUAAGAGGCAAAAUCUGACUCACCUUUUUUAAUUUUGAUGGAAAUAAAGAAUACAAUUGCUUUCAGGUUUGAACUGAAUCGAAAUAUUUUAUACAUAACUUUAAAGGCACAAAAGACAUAUUCACACAUAUACUGUGGAGGAUUCUUCCUUCCUCUGCUAGACAUGACUGACUUUUAGCUAUCAUAAUAUAUUAACCUAACAGAUUAAAUAUGUUUGUGGUUGCUCUUUAUUCCCUUUGUACAAGCAUUACAAAAAUAACUGCUGUUUUAUAAAAAAUUUUUGUUGUACUAUUGUGCAUGCAUACUACCUAUUUCUAAACUUUGCCAUAUUGGGGCCUUUAUAAAACUCUUGAUUUAUGUAAUACUAGUGCAAUUUUGCUUGAACAAUGUUAUGCAUAUCAUAAACUUUUUCAGGUUCUUGUUUAAGUACAUUUUUUUAAAUUGAACAGUAUUUUUCAUUUUGGUUAUAAUAGUCAUUUUGCCUAUGUUUCUACAAUGAAGUGUUAAUACUUUAUAAAAAAAUUGUUGACUGAUUUAUUUAAAUGAAAAUCUACAUACUUAAUUCAGUGUGUUGACUAAUUUUUAAAUUUAACUUAUAAAAUGAAAGCUAAAGAAAGAGCAAAAUUGAAGCGAAGAACAUUACUUUGUACAAAUGGCUAAAUCCCUUUUCCUAAUGACAGUUUUUGCUUUUUAUACAAAUUCUGUUUGAAUGUUUUUGCAGCUCUGCACGUCUUUGGAUAACUUAGGUGUAUAGCUGUACAUUAUGUCAAUAGAAUUUUAAAACUAUUAUUUUUUCUAUAAAAAUACUGUAUUAAAUAGUUUCAUACCACA